AUGCACAAGCCGGACAGGUCCUUGAGGCUAUGCGUCGACUAUAGGCUAAACACCACGGUGGUCUUCGACACGCUCCCCAUGCCACAUGUGGCUGAAUUAGUAGAAUGCAUCGGGAACACCCAGUACAUCAUGACCCUCGACCUCGUGAAGGGGUACUGGCAGAUCCCCACAGCCAGGGAAGAUCAGCUGAAGACCGCAUUCCGGACCCCGUGGGGACUCUACGAAUUCAUGAGGAUGCCAUUUGGGCUCCACGGCGCAGCCGCAACGUUUCAGCGCCUGAUGGACUGGGUCUUAGCACCUCACGUGGAAUACACUGCGGCGUAUAUAGACGACAUUGUCGUGUUCUCGCAGACACGGACCAAUGCCUCAGAGACAGCAGUUAGAGCCGUCCUCACCCAGGAGGAAGAGGGGGCAGAGAGACCAGUUGCCUACACCAGCCGCAAACUACUACCAGCAGAAACAAGGUGUACAGACGAAGCCCAGACUGAUGACCCAAAAAGCCAAGCCGAGGAGAUCACCAACCUACCAGGGGCCCGGGGCAACAAGGAGGCGUGCUGCAGAAAACUGCCCAAGCGGUUUAUCAGCCAUGCCCAUCUCCAGCUGGGGCCAGGUGACGCAACAAGGAGGCAUCUCUUGGUGAAGAUAAAAAAUCAGCCCGGAAAGUGCAGGAGCAGGGACACCGAGGGCCAGAGGACCAGUGGGGAACUGCCGGAUGGAGAGCAUCCAGCCACUGUUGGCAGCAGCAGCGGCUGCAGGAGCUGUAAAGGAUCCCUGAGCCGGGGAAGACCAGCGGGGAUUGAAGACGCUGGCAGGGAAGCCAGUAGCGGCAGCAGGAGCUGCAGGGAAUCCCUGUGCCGAAGAAGUCCGGCGGGGAUCAAAACAGCCGACAGGGAGAGCCGGCAUGGGAGCGCUUACGAGAGGCAACGGGGGCUGCAGCCACAAGGCAGAGGCAGGUCCCAGAGGGGAAGAAGGAGACCCCGGCUGGGGUGGAGUCAUGGACCCCGACUCUGA
Molecule: messenger RNA, 1011 nt
Organism: Alligator sinensis (Chinese alligator)
Lineage: Eukaryota; Metazoa; Chordata; Crocodylia; Alligatoridae
Exons: 4
Coding region: 1-1011 (336 amino acids)
Source: RefSeq, a predicted model, not a curated record